AUGGCGGGUUCUAAAUCGGAGGGGUCAUCGGCACCUGUUUUGAGACGAGACCCUUAUGAGGUGCUUUCUGUGACUAGGGAUUCUUCUGAUCAAGAAAUUAAGACUGCUUACAGAAAGCUUGCUCUUAAGUACCAUCCGGACAAGAAUGCUAACAAUCCUGAAGCUUCAGAGCUUUUUAAGGAGGUUGCAUAUUCGUAUAGCAUUUUGUCGGAUCCAGAAAAGAGGAGGCAAUAUGAUAAUUCAGGAUUUGAGGCCCUUGACGCUGAAGGAAUGGAUAUGGAGAUUGAUUUGUCAAAUCUUGGAACAGUCAACACAAUGUUUGCCGCUUUAUUCAGCAAAUUGGGUGUGCCUAUCAAGACUACUAUUUCUGCUAAUGUUCUUGAAGAGGCUUUAAAUGGUACUGUCACGGUUAGACCUCUUCCUAUAGGAACUUCAGUCAGUGGAAAGGUCGAGAAACAGUGUGCCCACUUCUUUGGUGUCACCAUCAGUGAAGAACAAGCAGAGUCAGGCAUAGUAGUUAGAGUUACUUCUGCUGCACAAAGCAAAUUUAAGCUCUUGUAUUUUGAACAAGAUGCUAAUGGGGGAUAUGGAUUGGCGUUGCAGGAAGAUAGUGAGAAAACAAACAAGGUUACAUCAGCUGGGAUGUACUUUUUGCAUUUCCAAGUGUACAGAAUGGAUUCAACUGUUAAUGCGCUAGCAAUGGCCAAAGACCCAGAAGCUGCUUUCUUCAAAAGACUCGAAGGACUUCAACCUUGUGAGGUCUCGGACCUAAAAUCCGGCACUCACAUAUUCGCAGUUUAUGGAGAUAAUUUCUUCAAAACUGCCUCGUAUACAAUUGAGGCUCUUUGUGCGAAGACUUAUGAGGAUACAACUAAUAAGCUUAAGGAUAUCGAAGCUCAGAUCUUGAGGAAGAGAAAUGAGCUUCGCCAAUUUGAGACUGAAUAUAGGAAGGCGUUGGCACGAUUCCAAGAAGUCACCAACCGAUACAGCCAGGAAAAGCAGUCCGUUGAUGAACUGCUAAAACAACGAGAUAGUAUCCACUCCUCUUUCACAGUUUCCAGAACCGUAGCUUUUCCCAGUGGGAGUGGUCAGUUUAGCAACGGGAGUGGCAGUAGCAAAUUCACAGGUGAAGAGAGUCCGCCAGGAGAAGAGGGCAGUGCCGAUUCCAAGGAUAAAUCUUCAAAGAAAAAAUGGUUUAAUCUUAACCUCAAAGGUUCCGACAAAAAGUAA
Molecule: messenger RNA, 1230 nt
Organism: Striga hermonthica
Lineage: Eukaryota; Viridiplantae; Streptophyta; Magnoliopsida; Lamiales; Orobanchaceae
Source: the annotation of a GenBank genome assembly